UGCGCUUGCUCGUUUUCGUAAUGCCAAGUUAUGGACGCGGCUCGCAGAUGUCAAGCUACGGAAUUUCGUAGUCAUGAAUUCCCAGUAUUUUGAAGUCAGCAAGUAAUGAAUGGUGAAGAAAGGAGCCAUCAUGGAAGGAGUUCUUUAUAAAUGGACCAAUUAUAUGAGUGGUUGGCAGCCACGCUGGUUUGUAUUAGCCGGAGGUACUCUUUCAUACUAUGAUUCCCAAGAAGAUGCCUGGAAAGGAUGCAAGGGCAGUAUCAAGAUUUCCGUAUGUGAAAUACAAGUGCACCCAUCAGAUUUCACUAGAGUUGAUCUGACUAUACCAGGAGAACAAUACUUCUACCUCAGGGCCAUCAAUGCAGCAGAGAGACAGAAAUGGCUGGUAGCUUUAGGAACAGCCAAAGCCUGUCUGACAGACAACCGGACCAAGAAAGAGAAGGAACUCCAGGAAAGCACAGAUGCGCUGAAAACCAAGAUGUCUGAACUGAGGCUAUACUGUGACCUUCUCCUUGAACAGGUGAACAAACUCAAGGAGAGUCCUUUGGGUGAGGGGGCAGCUGGCUCUGGAGAGGCAGGGGAAGAAACAGGUAGUCUGGUGAAGUCCACAUGCGCCACAUUCCUGAAGACGCUGGAGGAGUGCAUGCAGAUAGCUGGCCGCACAUUCAGUCCAGACCUGCAGAACCUCAGCCCACCGCCUGUUGCUGCUAUUAAACCUCACAAGAUGAAAACUUCUAACCAAAAAAGUCACCAUUUGGAAGAAAAACAGAAGCGCUCAGUAAAUAGCUCAUCUAUUGCAUUACUACCUGGGAAGUUUGGACCAGAUGGAGAACCCCCUCCAUUACUUCCAGGAAACACAUCAGAAUCUUCAGCAGAGAACAGUCUAGUGAUAGUGGAGGAAGAACGUGAACACCAGGUGGCGGUCCAGAGUGCGUCUCACUCUAAUCUUCAGGAUCCUGCUAAGGGUGAACUUCCCACAGAGGAUGCAGGAGAAGAUAUGCGUCCAGAAGUCAUUCACCCAUUAGAGAAACAACAGGAACAACAACCCCUUCCCCAGGAAAGCCAAGAGGAGGCCCUAGAAGCGCGUGAGCUCGAGUCGGAGAGUAAACAGGAAAAGGAAGAUCAGGUGGAAACAUUCUUCAGUAAUAUGAGCCACAGAUUUAGUGAUAUAAGACUGGAGGACGACAAUGGUAUCCCCACACGAGCCUUUUUGGACUCUUGCUAUGCUAUAGUACCAGUAUUAGACAAGCUGGGACCAACAGUCUUCGCUCCAGUUAAAAUGGAUUUUGUGGGCAACAUUAAGAAAGUGCAGCAGAAGUUACAGUCAGACCCAGACAACUUCACCACUCUGCAGAGUAUUGUGCUCCAUGAAGUGCAGAUGGAAGUGGCGCGGGUGCGGAACUCUGCCACCGAGGCGCUGCUGUGGCUCAAACGAGGAUUAAAAUUCCUCAAAGAGUUCCUCGCCGAGGUGGACGCUGGAGAGCAGGACAUCCAUGCAGCUUUGAACAAUGCCUAUGGAAAGACACUACGCCAGUAUCACGGAUGGGUGGUGCGUGGAGUCUUUGCUCUAGCUCUGAGGGCUGCGCCUUCCUAUGGUGGCUUCAUGGCAGCGCUGGUAUGCCAUGAGGGAGAUGAGCUGAAGGACGGUUUUAUGUCAGGAAUGCACCGUGACCUUACCUUCUACCUACCUGCCAUGGAGAAGCAGCUGGCCAUUCUGGAUGCUCUGUAUGAGGAGUACGGGCUGGAGUCAGAUGAGGUGGUGUGAGACAUUCACGAACACUCGCAGAUACUGACUGAGCUCACUCUCUGAGCAGGCACUGUGGCAAGCACAGGACUUCUACAGCUAGCAUUAGCACUCUGAAGCCACCUACAUUAGUGCAGCCAACUACAUUCUCAAUAAGGGGCCAAAAAUGGACAUUUUAUAGCCUGUGAAGGUUUUUCAGGGAAUAAACACUUAUUGUUAGGUGGCAGGGUGGAUGCUAAGUGUUCUGUGGCAUUUGGUGACUGGGUCCUUUUGAUACAUCUUUAGGAGUCAGAACAUGCCCUUCAAACAACAUAGGUUUUUAUGUAUUAACACACAUCUGUGGUAAGUAUACAAAGUUGUUAGUAGAUAUACAAGCCACAGUACUUGCAGUUGUGAAUUGCAUGUGCAAUUUUAUCUUCCUACCGUCCUUAUUUUUCCUCUUGGUAUGUCAGAUAUUAUAUUGGUAGCACUGACAGUCAGUUAGAAACACAUCCCAUGCCAUAGGCAAGCACAAAGGAUAAAUAUCUAGUUCUCUAGAUUGUAACAAAGACCUGACAUGACACGUUUUACUGGUGUUUAGCAUGCACUAACAAGGUAAUCGUACUCAAUUACUAGGCUGAAUAAUUGAACUCAAAAUCAUAAAAUCAUUUAUAGUGCCAGGGCAUAUAAUAUAAUACAUAGGACAAAAGGACCAGAUACUAAAAUGAAGGGGGGAAAGAAUCAUUUUAAAUACCUUAAAAUAUUUUGUAUUCAGCACAAUUCAUACUUUAUUUAUUUAUAAAGGACCAAUUUGUACAUUUUUCUAAUAAUUGUAUUUAUUACAUUAUUUACAAUGUAACAAUGACAAGGAUAGAUUAUGUUUACUUGUUAAUGUAGCCAAAUGAACAAUACUGAGCUGUGCAUGUUGUAUUGCAUGGGUUUUUGUUCAUUUUUGUGUUUUAAAUGAAUAGCAAUCAAAACUAAAAUAACUUGUUGAAUCUACUAUCUUAUCAUGUCAUUAUUAUUAUUAUUAUUAUUAUUAUUAUUAUUAUUAUUAUUAGUAGUAGUAGUAGUAGUAGUAGUAGUAGUAGUAUUAAGUUACACAUGAUACAAACUCCUUGUUAUGGCUGUACAAAGCCAAGCCAAAAACUCACAAGUUGCAAAAGUGCCAGAUAUGCUCUAUUGAUCCAAAAUGCAUAUAGUACUGAAUACUGAUGACUUUCACAUCACUGAAGUGUUAUAGCAAGUAAUAUUUCACUCCUCCUCGUCAAACUUGUUUUUUGAGAAUGGGUUUUAAAUUAUUUUUAGACAAUAUUUGUUUAGACACAUUUUGAUACCCUGAAACAGUGACAUCAUCUUCUUCUCUAGGCUACUCUAUAGCUGUACAUAAUACAGUAAUAUAUGGAGUAACUUUAUAUAUAUAUAUAUGCAGUACAGUCAUAUAUACGGUAUGUUUAUAUAUACCCAGUACAGGCAUAUAUACAGUACAUUUAUGGCACCUGUGCUAUUCUCAGACGUUCAUUACUGAUGGCAACUUGUCUUGUACUAUGCACUUUUGUGCAUCUAGUCCCAUCUCUUUCUUGUAUGACCUAAUCAGCCAUUAGAAGAGGGCAGUCUUGCUGUGUAUAUAAUUAUGUGUAGGUAUAUGUAAGUAAAUGCAUAUAUCAAACCAAAAUUGUCUAACGCUAAAGAAUGUGAUGCAGUGCAUCUGACUUUUCUCUUUGCUCAUUUGUAAUUCAAUUUCUAAUGAAUGACCAUAUAAACAAACUCGUGUCUCUC
This is a messenger RNA of Ictalurus punctatus (channel catfish), 3502 nucleotides long. RefSeq names its product pleckstrin homology domain containing, family A (phosphoinositide binding specific) member 8 (gene plekha8). NCBI's taxonomy places the organism in Eukaryota, Metazoa, Chordata, Actinopteri, Siluriformes, Ictaluridae. Gene Ontology annotation, cellular component: membrane; cytoplasm; cytosol. Gene Ontology annotation, biological process: intermembrane lipid transfer; ceramide transport. The record is from RefSeq and is a predicted model, not a curated record. Bases 110 to 1765 code for a protein of 551 amino acids. Gene Ontology annotation, molecular function: ceramide 1-phosphate binding; ceramide 1-phosphate transfer activity. The transcript is spliced from 13 exons.